AUGUCCCACUCAUCACCACCACCAGAGAUAGAGGCUCAGUCGCAGCUCAGUAGUAGUCCGGGGUUUUCGUCGCGAGGUGGCUCGGUCAAGGCUCUUUCCCUGUCGACUAUGGCCGAGCCACAGGCCAACGUCGCUGGACGGUGGCUACACUAUUACACAACGUACCGAGUGUGGGUGUGUAAGCACUGUUGCCGACAGAUUGGCACUGGUCCAGCCGCCGAGACACAUUUUCGGGCAGUACAUAAGCUCGGUGGUACUGUACUUAAGCACUUGCUCACCCACAUCGGCUCGGGGGUGGACGAGAAUGGUGGCCGGCAGCCAGAGGAUGGAAUGGCGCCGGUAGAAUGGGCGCAACCACCGGUACUUGGGUUUACAUGCUCCGGUUGCCUGUACCGGACGCGCAAUCGAGGUGAGGCUGUGAAACAUAGUCGAACCAGUGGGGUGGGACAUGGACCGUGUCGCCGAGUGUGGUUACAGUCGUGGUCGCCAGGCAAUCGGGCACGAUACUGGAUUGUUCGCACUGGAGUGGAGGCGGAGAUAUCGUCAUCAGAGGCAGUACCACUGUCAUGUGAGGUCGGUGUCGACAGUGACGCCAGUCCGACACCGACCGUCAGCGUGGCGUUCGCGGCGCGCAUGCAGGCGUAUACCACGACUAUGGAACAGGAGCUGGCCGCAUACUGGGACACCGUGCGGCAGGCUUCCGCCGUGGAACAGGUCGUGGCGUUGGGACGGGUGACCAAGAGCAUGCUACGUGUGACCGCGUCCGGGGUGAAUCGACUGCCGACCGUGCCGACAGACACGUUAAUCUGGCUGCACAGCAUUCGGAGUGAGUACGCGGAUCGGGGCACAUUGCCGUUCAGCUCGAAGCAAGAGGUCGAGACAAAUGUGCGGUACACGAGUAUUGGGUCGCGGUACGUCUGCUACUGCGUGCGGAUGGCGCGCAUCGGGCAAACGGCGGCGGCAGCACAGUACGGCGUCCAUUUCAGUUCCGCGCAGUGGUCGGCGGUGGAGGAAGUGGUAGCAGCAAUGGAGUGCGCUGAGGAGAUGGAUCUGUCUGAGGAGGAGGAUGCCCGGCUGGACGCCGCAGUGCUCGCAUUAUGGAUCGUGACGGUUGAGCAGAACAUCGCGCACAAAUGGCGGAAUCCGUUGAUCCAUUUCUGUGCCGUUUUGGCGAUCAGGGAGACGGUGGCGACGACAACCCCGGACGACAUCACCGGUGUGGCGGCAACAGCCGAUAUUCCGGCAAGCUACCGUUGGACGCCGGCACGAGACUACACCCCGACGCUGGCAGCACUAGUUUGGGUCAUUCGUAUCAUGAUGCUGGAACAGUGGUGUCAGGCACACGACACACAAGCGGCCGAGAUGGUGGGGCAGUUGGCGGCACAUAUCGAGGCGUUCCGCGAGAUGCACACUGAUUGGCUGGCAGUUGGGUCAUACUCACCGAUAAGCGUGAUACUCGAGUGGAUGUCGUAUGGACGGGGAAUCCGCGAGAAGGAGGGUGGUAUGCCAAAGGUGAUGUGGGAGAGUGACCGGCAGGCGAUCCGAUAUCUGGGCGACCGUGUGACCGGGGCAAGGUUUCAGCAGAUGGCGCGGACGGGGCUCGAUCGGCUGGACGAGAUGCUACACACGAUCAUGGAAGGCGAGUGGGCACGCGAUCAGACGACACUCGACUUGGGCCGCAUCACCGACAGUUUCAUGUUCGAGAGCGAGGGACGGUCGUUCUUGACCGACGCGCGCAACCGGUGGCUGAAGCCAGGCUUCGAACUCAUGGCGGGGCGAGCGGCGAGGACACUGCUGCAGCAGGGUCGGACAGCGUGGCACCGGAAACGCGCUCAGCGGCGGCUGCGCUUGAUCGAGCGGUUUGAACGGGCGCUCAUGCGGGAAGUACAUGUGUGGGGUGGACAACCGGGACGGGGAUUGGAGUUGACGACGAUCCGAUAUGCCGACACGGUGGAGGUCCCGCGCAACGUGUACGUGUUUGAGGGGGAUGUACUGAUUAUCAGUGACCGGGACAAGAACCGGACAGUGCGUGGAUUUGGUCGCAAAGUGGCGCGAUUUCUGCCGCGGCGGCUUGGGCGGAUGAUGGUGGCAUAUCUGGCGUGGAUCAUGCCGUUCAAGACAUUUAUGAUGCGGGACGCGGCCGUGGGCACGACAUCCGUCGAGACGUACACGUACGUGUGGAAGGAUGGGGUGGCGGCAGGACGCGCAGUGGGACCGUGGACGACGGAGACGCUGACGCAAGAACUGCGUGAGCUCAGCGGUGAAGUGAUCGGAGUGCCGUUGGGGACGGCUGACUACCGACACGUGGCGAUCGCGUUCGGGGCGGAGAUCAAGGGGAUCAUGAUCCGGCGGGCCGCCGUGGAAGACGUGGAGGAGGACGAGAUGGAAGGGGCAGGGGUGCAACGGCCACACGAGGGGCAUUGGGACUGCGUGUGGGACUUGCAGGCGACGCACGGGCGGAUCAUGGCGCGACAGCACUACGCGAUCGACGGGCGGUUUCCGUGGCAGCUGCAACCGGAGCAGAUGUUCAACUUUCGUGAGAUCUCGCGAUUAUGGCACGCAUGGCUCGAGGGGCCGCGCGUGGUCUCGGGCGGGGGGUUGGUGACACCGCCGUCGAGUGUCGGCUCGUCCGCUGCGUCUCGUCGUCGGCCGCGCGAGGAGACACCGACCGAGGUGGGUGGGUCACCGAGCAAGCGGAGACGCAUGUCGCGGGAGGACGAGCACGCAGUAACAUCACCGUGCGUGGCGCCGGCACAUUGUUCAGCCGGCUCGUCCGCCGAGGAAUCAUCGCCGGCGUCACGGUCGGCACGGGAGUUGGCUCGACGGGAGCGAGCAGUGGCGCGACGGGAGAAGGAGGUUCGACGCCGGGAGCGCAUCGUGUCGUCACUGUCGCGAGCAGUCUACGAUCCGGUCGUGGAGGCCGGCAUCGACAAUGUGACACGGGCUGUCACACCGGGGACGGUCAGCACGACCGCACCGGUGGUCAACACUGUUACAGUUGAGACGAACGUGCGAGAGACUGCACCGCCGGACGCAUUGCUUCGACACUUGCAGCAGAUGUACGGACCGGGCGCGGCGUGGAAGACGGUAGAGCAGCGUCAGGCAAUGCUACAGGUCUUGCACGUGCCGGUCGGACAGGCGUUGGUGGUGGUGCUGCCGACCGGUGGUGGCAAGAGCGUGCUCUUCACGUUGCUGGGGCUAAUACAACCGACACGGACACACAUUGUGGUCGUGCCGUUCGUGGCGCUCAAAGGCGAUUUAAUCACGCGUAUGCGGGCGGCCGGGGUGACCGUGAUGGUGUGGCGGUCGCGCGUGGAGGGCGAAGAGCCGUUGACGGCGACCGCACCGGUCGUGGUGGUGAGCGCGGACUCGGUCAACAGUGAAUCGUUUCGCAUGUACGUGGAGCAAGUGCGCGCGCGGGGUCGUCUAGGUACAAUCUUUGUCGACGAGGCACACACCGUGAUCACGGACGUGUCGUAUCGGGUGGCGCUGCGAGAUCUGGGCGAACUUAGGCGCUAUGGCCGACCGCUCGUGUUGCUGACGGCAACACUACCGCCGACGUUGGUGUCGUGGUUUCACAACGCGAUGGGGUUGGUGGCCGGCAUGACUCGCAUGGUGCGGGCGUCGACUGUCAAGGCGAACAUUGUAUAUCGUGUAUCGCGAGUGACCGGCUCGUCGAAGCGUGACGAGGAUCAAGAGGCGAUCCGGCACGGGGUGUGUCAGACCGUUCAGACGCUGGGGUCGCGGAUGCAGGGGAACAUGAAGGGGAUCGUGUACUGUCGAUCACGGGCCGGGGCCGAGCAGCUGGCGGCGACACUCGGAUGUGCAUGCUAUCAUUCCGAGCUGGCGGAGACGGCACGAGCGGAGCGGCUGGCCGCGUGGUCGUCGUCCGCGGUGGGCGUCAGUCGCUGGAUUGUCGCGACAAGCGGGCUGGGGACCGGUAUUGACAUUGAAGGAAUUGUGGCGAUUGUGCACGCUGAAGCGCCGUGGGGCAUGGUCGACUUUGUGCAGCAAACCGGUCGCGGAGGACGACGGCCGGGCGAAGAAGUCGAGUCGGUGGUGGUAUUGGGUCAACAAGAACCGUGGUGGCCGCAGGACGUGGACGAUGCAGCGCAGCUCAACAUGGCAGCGAUGGAGCGAUUUUUGCAGACGACUGGAUGCCGACGAGCUGUGAUCAGUGAGUUCAUGGACGGGCAAGCGGUGUCAUGUGCAGCAGUGGUCAACGGGGCUAUGUGUGACCGCUGUAGUGGAAGUGUCGAUCACGCGGGAGAAGAAGCACUGCAGGAGCUGCAAGAGGAGGAGAAGAGGGAGCAUCCGGACCGGGAGAUGCAUC
Messenger RNA from Cyphellophora attinorum, 4333 nucleotides. Its product is annotated as ATP-dependent DNA helicase tlh1. The transcript has 2 exons. Gene Ontology annotation, biological process: double-strand break repair via homologous recombination. Gene Ontology annotation, molecular function: nucleic acid binding; four-way junction helicase activity; 3'-5' DNA helicase activity. The annotation marks the transcript as partial. Gene Ontology annotation, cellular component: chromosome; cytoplasm; nucleus. Lineage: Eukaryota; Fungi; Ascomycota; Eurotiomycetes; Chaetothyriales; Cyphellophoraceae. The record is from RefSeq and is a predicted model, not a curated record.